This is a messenger RNA of Lacerta agilis (Sand lizard), 1995 nucleotides long. It is a transcript of the gene THUMPD1, whose product is annotated as THUMP domain containing 1. The record is from RefSeq and is a predicted model, not a curated record. Gene Ontology annotation, molecular function: RNA binding. Lineage: Eukaryota; Metazoa; Chordata; Lepidosauria; Squamata; Lacertidae. Gene Ontology annotation, biological process: tRNA modification. The transcript is spliced from 4 exons. Bases 63 to 1019 code for a protein of 318 amino acids.
CGCUCCGUUGCGGGACCAGCCGUUGACACCGCCUCCGCGGUUAGCCUUUCCCGACGCCCGCGAUGGCUGCCGUGGAGACGCCGCCCGCUGCCGCGACGGGAGCUGCGCCAGCUGCCUCUCGCAAGCGGCGGCCCAAAGCGCAGUACCUGCACGGGGCCAAGCGGGCCCGGCCCGGCGGCUCACGCCAGCUGGAGCCCGGCAUGUGCGGCAUCCUCAUCACCUGCAACAUGAACGAGCGCAAGUGCGUGGCCGAAGCCUACAGCCUGCUGGGCGAGUAUGGCGAGCAGCUCUACGGGCCCGAGCAGUUCACAGAUCAAGAUGAGAGCAGACUGUCAGGAAAUGAGGAGGAGGAUGACGACGUCGAAGCUGCAUUGAAAAAAGAAGUUCAUCAGAUUCGCACUUCAACAGAGCAGAAGUUACGACGGUUCCAGUCAGUGGAGAGCGGCGCCAACAAUGUAGUUUUCAUUAGGACACUGGGUGUAGAGCCUGAGAAGCUGGUGCACCACAUCCUGCAGGACAUGAAAGCCACCAAGAAGAAGAAGACCAGAGUCAUCUUGCGCAUGUUGCCUGUUUCGGGCACCUGCAAAGCUUUCCUGGAGGACAUGAAACAAUAUUCAGAGACCUUCUUUGAACCUUGGUUUAAAAGUCCCCGUAAAGGCACUUUUCAGAUUGUUUACAAGGCUCGAAAUAACAGCCACCUGAGCCGGGAAGAAGUCAUCAAAGAACUGGCAGGUGUCGUUGGCCAUCUCAACCCAGAAAACAAAGUCGAUCUGAGCAACCCUGAGUUCACCAUCGUGGUGGAGAUCAUAAAGAACAUCUGCUGCUUGAGUGUGGUGAAGGACUACAUUCUGUUCAGGAAGUACAACCUCCAGGAAGUGGUGAAGAGCAAGGAAGGGGAAGAGCAGCAGAAUGCUUCCAAAGUGUCCCAAGAGGGGGGCCUGGAUGCGGGGAAACCAACUGAGGAGAAAGUGGAGGAGAAGACUGAGGUGGCAGAGGCCAGCGACAAUCACAAGGACUAGGACCAGUAAUGAAACUUGCUGUGGGAGAGACUCUGAAGGAUGGCUGUCAAUGAAUUGGGUGUGGGUGUGCUUUGUCUUUUAUAACUCUGUGGCUCAGUUAGGCCGUUUAGCCAAACCACCAAUCUGCACAAAUUGAGGAGGAACACCAAACUAAUGUUGCCACAGACAAGGAAGCAAGGGAACGGCCUGGAGCUUGCAAACAGGUGAACAGAGCUCUCUGAUUAGAAGCCACAGCCAAACCGAGAGCUCCCUUCUCCUGUUUGCAAGCUCCAGGUGUUCCCUUGCUUCCUAGUCUGUGGUAACAGUAGUUUGGUGCAGGUUGGUGGUUACAGCCAACCAGAGUUUAUGACCCCAAACCUGGAUUUGAACCCAUGGCUUGAAAUGGGUUUUCAGUUCUAGAGAGGGAGUUGGAGCAUAUACAGGAAGAGUUGAGAGCUAGUGAGCCCCAAGGCAGGUCCCUGGCAGUCAUACUGUGCUUUAGCUAUGAAAUCUGAACCAAGCCUCUAGUUACAGUCCAGCAAACAUGAGUCUCUGUAAAAGUUUCAUUGAGAGCAGUGAAACUGAAAGCAUACUAAGGCUUGAGUUCCUUUUGACAAUGAGAUUUUGGCCUAAUUUUGCUGAAUCACACACACCCUCUUCAUCAACAUUAACUGCUACUUAAAAGGCCCUAUUUCUCAUUUGCUGUUGGUGUUAAAUCCAGACACAUGCUGCAUCUCUUGUAUAGUUGUUUACAGACAAAGAACACUAUCUGUGGGUUCUUGCUGCCUUGUUUGGUAACAACUGUUGAUCAAUAGAGGGCAAGCACGCUAUCUUCAAGCCAAUGAACUAAUGCAAGCCAUAAUCAGAUUUUCACACUGGCUUGGCCAUGGCUACAUGCUUCAGAUUUCUAAACUAUUGUGAAUCCAGAGUUAAUUCAGGAUCUGUGACAAACACUUCCUAAAACAAUAGCAGUGUGCAGUGGAGAGGGAGUAGGGUU